This is a messenger RNA of Aegilops tauschii subsp. strangulata, 950 nucleotides long. Its product is annotated as B3 domain-containing protein Os01g0234100. The record is from RefSeq and is a predicted model, not a curated record. Lineage: Eukaryota; Viridiplantae; Streptophyta; Magnoliopsida; Poales; Poaceae.
AUAUACUAAGAAAUGGACCGCCCGGUUUGGACACAUCCAAGAAGAAUAACAUGUGGAACGAGGCAGAAGGUUCAGAACAUGGUGUCAAUUCUAAAGAUCAUCUAGAGGUUACCGCUGGAGACAACAGCUCAACAUCAAGCAUGAUGGCAACAACCUUGUUUGCGAGGGAAGGAGGAGUAUGCAUCGACAAACACGACGUGAGAUCUCCAUAUCCAGGUCUCGGUGACGUGGAGAACUUCCAAGUCAUCCUCCAUGGCUCGAUCAUCAACCUCCCGGACGGCCUGCGCAGGAGGUACUAUGAGCUCUGCUGUUCCCAGAAGGCGGUCCUCCACAGGAACCUGCUCGAGACAAACGAUAUCCUGGCUGAAGGGAUGAUCACGAAGACCAGCCACAUGGCCGAGUGCGUCAUGACCCCCUUGCAUGCUGCUGCUGCUACUUCUUCUCGCGAGGUUCUCCUGGUGUGGAAGAAGACGCUGGGGGCAUUGGAGGUUUUUGGAAUGGACGUGGCCUUCUUGCGCAGACGCGUCGAUGACCUUCUCGCCAUCCACGCUGCCCGGGCAUCGACGGUUCGAGUUUACAGCCGCCGCCGGUGGGGACUCUAAAGAAUGUUGUGGAGGCAAUGGAUGUGGAGAUGGAAGAGUUUGGAUGAGAGGAAUGCCCAAGCAUGGCAACUGAAUUUUUGUGCACGUCAUUACUAACUUUCCAAUGUAUGAUUGUGCUCAUCAUUCAUCAACGCUAUAAAAAGUGUAGUGGCAGCAUAAUCUUUUACUCCCUCAUUAAAUGGUUACAGGGUGAUGCAUCCAUGCAGUAUUCUUGUACGUAGUUGUCAUCCCUUUGGCAGAUAGAUGCUGAAGGAAGUCAUCAGCCACCUCUGUGUCUCCGUGAAUAACUUGCCAUUUGGCUGCUGUAUUGGAUUGGAUCAAGCAAUGGCAUUCAGUUUGUAGGGAUCA